AUGGUUGCGCACAAACCUGCUCCGGCUCUUGCGAUGGAAAGAUCGGUUAAAAUACACGCGGCGAAGGAGCAGCAAAUACUUCGUUUUGAUGCUUGGCCAAUUUCUGGGCAAUCGCCCGCAAGACGGGGAACUCGUUUAAAACGCGGAGUCGAUGGAAAUGCUCUGCCUCCACUGAAUGCAACUAAAUGGCGGUUCCGCAAGAUAUCUGCAUUUCAAAUUCAAAACCCGCGGAUCGUGAAAACGCGUCCCCAAUUCAAGGGCGCGUUGGUGGUGAGAGUAGGAGGCACGCAGAUGAGUGGGGUAGACCUCAUGGCUGAUUAUUCCCUACAGCCUACAAGUUUGAGGAACAUCGAGCUGUUGGAUCCCACACUAUAG
Molecule: messenger RNA, 375 nt
Organism: Marasmius oreades (fairy-ring Marasmius)
Lineage: Eukaryota; Fungi; Basidiomycota; Agaricomycetes; Agaricales; Marasmiaceae
Exons: 2
Coding region: 1-375 (124 amino acids)
Source: RefSeq, a predicted model, not a curated record